Messenger RNA from Nilaparvata lugens (brown planthopper), 3937 nucleotides. RefSeq lists its product as uncharacterized. NCBI's taxonomy places the organism in Eukaryota, Metazoa, Arthropoda, Insecta, Hemiptera, Delphacidae. The transcript is spliced from 3 exons. The record is from RefSeq and is a predicted model, not a curated record. The coding region runs from base 224 to 1051 and encodes 275 amino acids. Gene Ontology annotation, molecular function: DNA binding.
UCCGCCGUUCUGUUUCUGGCUUUCUGCCUGUGCAGUGCAAUGUACAGUACAUUGAGGUUAUAAAUUUAAACUGUAUAUUAUCAAAGUAAUUUUACUGGAAUAUUCAUUUAGUAGUUAGUGUUUGGAAACUAGUAUUGUAGGCAGAUACAUCGUCUGAAUUUAUAAUUUAAUGGUGAGGCUUGGUACCUGAUUUGUAUCGAUUGCUGUUCUACACCAUACAAUAAUGCGCCGAAAACAUAGCUUUCUUUGGAAAUAUUUCAGUGUUGUAGAUCGUGAAAAAGGAGUUGCAUCGUGUAAUAUAUGUGGAAAACAUUUCAGCUUUAAGACAACUACCUCAAAUUUGAAAAAGCAUCUUAAGAGAUCAAAUCACUUCGAUCAUCUGAAUUUGGAUUCUGAUUCACAGCAAGGAACUUCUGUGGAGUUCAUUGAAGUGGACGGCUUUCCAAAUGACAUGAACAAUGGCGAGGAUGUCGAACGGGAACUGCAGCAAGUGAAUCAGCAAUGCCAGCUGGUCAUAGAAGAAGGUGUCGAGCCUCAAGGCCACUCUCAGCCCGAAGACCUACUAGACAUCAGCAACAAUACGUUCAACGCCCUGCAAAGGAGCGCCAUGGCCACAGAACAGGACAUCGUUUCGGUCAACAUGGACUUGAAACAGGCCUUCCAAGCUGAAAUCGAAGGCAUCGGAGACCUCACAGAGGCCGACUUCGGUGGGAAGAUAGACACCAUACCGACCCCUGACCCAGCACCGAUUGUGCAAAGAGAGCUCCCCAGAAUGCACCGACAAAGUGAGUACCGUUUGCACACCUCCUCGAAACCGGUACACCGUGUGACGUCAUCCCUCAACCAAUCGCCAGCUGUUGACAGCUCGUCGAAAGAUGUAACUGACAACGAGUUUGACUUGUUCGGCAAAUAUAUUGGGAAACAACUGCGCAAACUGUCCAAAGUCAACUCGUUCCUCGCGCAGGACGAAAUCCAGUCGAUUCUGACCAGGUACAGGAUCUAUGAAACAAUGUCUGGUAGUCGGCGAAGCUCAAUCAAUUCUGACAAGUGACAUACGGUUUUGUGACUGAAGGAAUAAGUAAAUUUACUCUUUCCACCGCCCGGUUACAAAAAUACUCAUCUCUGACAAAAAAUAACAUAGUGAGUGUUUUGUAACUGAAGGAAUAAGUAAAUUUACUCUUUCCACUGCCCCGUUGCAAAGAUACUCAUCACUGACGUACGGUUUUGUGACUAGAGAAAUAAGUAGAUUUACUUAUACCACCGCCCGGUUACAAAAAUACUCAUCUCUGACAAAUAACAUAGUAAGUGUUUUGUGACUGAAGGAAUAAGUAGAUUUACUUUCCCCCAUCGCCCGAUACUCAUCUCUGAACUGUACAUAUUUUGUAAAACAGCUGUUUUCUGCUUCCUAUUCAUUGACAGAACCAGGACUUCCCAUAUACUAGGAGGUCCUGACAGAACCGUUUUAAAUUUAACGGUUUUAACUGACAGAAAAGUUUUAAAUGUUGUCUGCAUGUAUGUAUGUGACGUGCAUUUUCAACCAAUAUGUAUAAAUCGAUUUUAUGAAAUUUGAGAGGAAUGAACUUUUUUGAUUUGGGCGUUGAAGUAUGUGCACGACUUUUAAAAAUGUUAUAUUUUAAGAAUAUAUGAAGUAGAAAGAAUUUCUUCGUUACAAUAAUAUUACUUAGAAAUUAAGAAUCAAAAGUACCCUUCUUUCAACUUUAUUUUAUUCCACACAAAAAAAGUUGAAAAAGGGUACUUUGACAACAAGAUUACCAAUAUAGGGUAAUUUUUGUGUAAAUAUAAGUGAGCCAUUACCAAGAAAGUGAAUACUAAUAUUACUAAUGGGGUUUUCAUUAUGCAUUUCCUAAUUUGAAAUUAAAUAGACCGAGAUUUGUAAAAAAGUAAAUUUCGUAUGGCUUUUGUUGGUGGGGAGUUCCUUUCGGGAAGGUCCCACCGCCUGAAUAUUCAUAAUUUAAGCCGUCAAUGGGCCUCACGACUGUCAUACUUCAGCCGGGACCGACAGUUUAACGUGCCCAUCCGAUAACACGGCAGUGAUCUGGUUAAAAAACUUUUGGUAAUGAGAGGGUUCGAACCGAGAUUUGUGUGAGAUCUAUUGGUCAUGAUAUCCUACUAGAGAUGGCUAAGCUUUGUUAUAUCGAAUGUUGCUAUUCGAUUCUCUCAUAUAUAAUCUUCUAUAACAAAGGAAAGAAUUGGCUUAUACGCGUAUAAGGGAUAGGAAAUUCACGAAUCAUCACCACGUCUAAACUAUUGGACUGAUUUAUAAUUGAAAUUUUGCAUAUAGAUUCUCAAUUUACCGAGAAUGGUUAUAGGCCUAUUCUUAAUUCUUCAUGAUUUCAGUUGGUCAAGUUUUCAGUUUGUCAAACUUUUAAUUAGACCCUUGCGGAGCACGGGUUACCAGCCAGUUAAGAAUAUAGAGAUGAUAGUUAUCAAAUAAUUAUAAACUUGACGUUUCAGAUUGACAGUUGAAAAAUCUUAUAUUUAGAAGCUGUUUGUCAAGCUUCCAUUCGACAUAAUCUAUUAAAUGUGAAAAAUGCUGUACCUGUGAAUGAUAAUAUUAUAGUAAUACAUGAUGAUUAUUCAAUAAUAAUAAGCAGAGGUGGGAAAAUUUUGUGGUGUACAACACAAGCGCAAACAUUUUGCCAAAUUCUAUAGAUGGAGGCUGGUUACACAAAAGCCUGUUGAAUCUUACUUAUGAUUGAAUGCCACGAUGACUAAUCAGAUAAACUUCCUCCUGGCAUUUAAUUAUGACCUAAAUUUAACAGGUUUUUGUGCAACCUGGCCAUAGACUUAAUUAGCUUCAUAUGGCGCUCCACAAAUUGUAUAUCAUUCGACAAAGAUUAUCUCUGUACACAUGCAUUCUAAUAUAACUAAUGUAUGACUAUCAAUGUAAUUUGGAAUUUGAAUAUAUAUUAUUGAACGUGACUUGAUAUUUAAAAUAUUGCUUUUACUUUUAUGUGUAUUGUCGCUGUUUAGAAACUGUAGAGCUUCUCUAAUAUUGAGUAUUAGUAAGUCAGUAAAUGUAAGCUGUAUUAACAGUGUAAAUAUUCUAUUCAAACGAACCAUAAUCAUAUCACUGCAAGAUCUUCCCAUUAAUUAGAAACUUGCGACUUUCACAAUACUACGCUAUGAUUACUUGAAAUGAAUUAAUGCAAGAUUUGAGCUUGUACCAUAAAAUAACGUAAUUUUAUUGUGAUAGUAAAUUUGAUGUUGCUUGAGACAAUAAUUCGAAAUAAUAUAUAAAAUAGAUAAUUUUAAUAAAUCUAUGUAGGUAACAAAGUUAUUGCAUUUUUGAUUAUGAUUAAUAAGUUAUCAUUUGUCAAUUCCAUCUGAAAAAGUAGAUAAGUUGAUAUAGAUCUUUUUAUUGUAACCACAUGUCAGUAAAUGUAAGCCGUAUUAACAGUGUAAAUAUUCUAUUCAAACGAACCAUAAUCAUAUCACAGCAAGAUCUUCUUAUUAAUUAAAAACUUGCGACUUUCACAAUACUACGCUAUGAUUACUUGAAAUGAAUUAAUGCAAGAUUUGAGCUUGUACCAUAAAAUAACGUAAUUUUAUUGUGAUUGUAAAUUUGAUGUUGCUUGAGACAAUAAUUCGAAAUAAUAUAUAAAAUAGAUAAUUUUAAUAAAUCUGUAGGUAACAAAGUUAUUGCAUUUUUGAUAUUACAAAAUGCAUUGCUAUCUUGUGUGAUGACGCAUUCAACUGAAAGAAAAUUAUUACUGUAUGUUCAAAUUAUAAUAAGUUAUCAUUUGUCAAUUCCAUCUGAAAAAGUAGAUAAGUUGAUAUAGAUCUUUUUAUUGCAACCACAUGUCAAUUUUAUGGAGUUUUCCUAUAAUGUGUUUAAAGUGAAAAAUUAUUAUAUUUUAAUAAUUUGAAGUUGUUUGUAUUCUUAAAAAGUAAAAUGUGUUUUUGAAGCAAAAAA